Lodderomyces elongisporus is the source of this 1116-nucleotide messenger RNA. RefSeq names its product 3-deoxy-7-phosphoheptulonate synthase (gene ARO3). Gene Ontology annotation, cellular component: cytoplasm. Bases 1 to 1116 code for a protein of 371 amino acids. The record is from RefSeq and is a predicted model, not a curated record. Gene Ontology annotation, molecular function: 3-deoxy-7-phosphoheptulonate synthase activity. The transcript is spliced from 2 exons. Gene Ontology annotation, biological process: aromatic amino acid biosynthetic process. NCBI's taxonomy places the organism in Eukaryota, Fungi, Ascomycota, Pichiomycetes, Serinales, Debaryomycetaceae.
AUGUUCAUCACAAACGAAAACGUUGGAGACAGAACCCGUCUUGAAGACUGGAGAAUCCGCGGAUAUGAUCCAUUGACUCCACCAGAUUUGCUUCAACAUGAAUUCCCUAUAACACCGGAAUCACUGAAAACCAUAUUGGAAGGAAGAGAUGCGGCAUGCAAGAUUUUGAAUGGAGAAGAUGAUCGUUUGAUUAUAGUCAUUGGGCCAUGUUCUAUCCACGACCCAAAAGCAGCAAUGGACUACGCUGAUAGAUUAUUGAAGGAGUCCAAGAAACAUGAAAAGGAGCUUUUGAUUGUGAUGAGAGCUUAUUUGGAAAAACCUAGAACAACUGUUGGUUGGAAAGGUUUGAUUAAUGACCCCGAUAUCAAUGGAACUUUCCACAUCAACAAAGGGUUGAGGAUAGCAAGAAAAAUGUUUGUUGACUUGACUUCGAAAUUACCAAUUGCUGGUGAAAUGUUGGACACAAUCUCACCACAAUUUUUGUCGGAUCUUUUCUCUGUUGGUGCUAUUGGUGCUAGAACUACCGAGUCUCAAUUGCACAGAGAACUUGCUUCUGGCUUGUCAUUCCCUAUUGGAUUCAAGAAUGGAACUGAUGGUACUUUGGGUGUAGCAAUUGAUGCCGUCAGAGCCGCAUCGCACCCACACCAUUUCCUUUCCGUUACUAAGCCAGGUAUCGUUGCUAUUGUUGGAACUGAUGGAAACAAAGACUGCUUUGUUAUUUUAAGAGGCGGUAAACAAGGUACAAAUUUCGAUUCUGAGUCCGUAAAACAAACCCAAGAACAAUUAAUCAAGGCCAAGUUGGUUGAUGAGAGCCAGAAGCAAGCUCGUAUAAUGGUGGAUUGUUCUCAUGGAAAUAGUAGUAAAGACCAUAGAAACCAGCCAAAAGUUGCCAGAGUAGUUGCCGACCAAAUCGAGAGUGGAAACAGAUCUAUAUGCGGUUUGAUGAUUGAAAGUAACAUCAAUGAAGGAAGACAAGAUGUUCCUUCUGAGGAAGAGGGCGGCAAGAAUGCUUUGAAAUAUGGAGUUUCAAUUACUGAUGCAUGUAUUGGUUGGGAUACCACCGUUGAGGUAUUGGAUAUGUUGGCUUCAGCUGUGAAGAAGAGAAGAAGUGCGUAA